AUGGCCAGCUCUGGUAUACUCAGAGAAGUAACAAAGACAGUAAGAGCAAAGAGUACUAUGCUAAGAGGACGAUCCUUUGUAAGUAACACUCAGAACAGCCCAUGGCAGAGUAUCAUUGACAAUCUUAAUAACCUGUUGGCAAUUUUGCAAGAGAACUAUGUACCUGAGAUUCUUAUUCAGAAGAUCUUUGUUCAACUCUUCUCUUUCAUCAAUAUUCAACUUUUUAAUAGUCUUCUCCUGCGCCGAGAAUUUUGCUCCUUUAGCAAUGGAGAGUACGUUAAAUCUGGUUUGGAUGAAUUGGAAUUGUGGUGCACUAAAUCAAAGCCAGAGCUUGUUGGUUCAUCAUGGGAUGAACUUAAGCACACAAGACAAGCUAUUGGUUUCUUGGUAAUAUUCCAGAAGUAUAGGAUUUCGUAUGAUGAGAUAGUCAAUGACCUCUGCCCAGUAAGCUUACUCUCCGGUUUAUUCAAAUCUAUAGGGUGCUUAGUGUUCAACAACUGUACAGAAUUUGCACCCAGUAUUAUGAUGACAAAUACAACAGUCAGAGCGUCUCUCCAACUGUACUAUCGUCUUUCCAUUUCAGAACCAACUAUAUCUUCCAUUCAUUCUUCUACAGGUACUUUCUGA
This is a messenger RNA of Zingiber officinale, 627 nucleotides long. RefSeq names its product myosin-6-like. Bases 1 to 627 code for a protein of 208 amino acids. NCBI's taxonomy places the organism in Eukaryota, Viridiplantae, Streptophyta, Magnoliopsida, Zingiberales, Zingiberaceae. The transcript has 9 exons. The record is from RefSeq and is a predicted model, not a curated record.